UGCAAGCGGAUCUAUAAUCUAAUUUUGAUUAAAUUGGUUCAGGGGGGAUUAUUUGAACAAACUUAAAUCUAUUUUUUAUGCUUUUAUAAUUCAUAAUUAUAUUCCCUUGGAAGAGGGUGUGGCCUUUCAUUUGAGUAGACUUGAAUCCCCUUCACCCAAGAAUACUCUGUGUCAAGUUUGGUUGAAAUUGGUCCAGUGAUUCUUGAGAAGAAGAUGAAAAUGUGAAAAGUUUAUGAUGACAACGACGACGACGAAAACAACGACAACGACAGACAACAGAGAAAUCUUGAUCAGAUUAGCUCACCGAAGGCUCAGUUUGCAGUUUGGAAUUAAUUUCUGAGAGAAAGGUCUACAGAAGUCUCAUGUAGUUAGUAUACAUGGCCAUAUAUGGAUUACAAUGAGUUCUCAUCAUACUGUCUUGCGGCAUGACCACUCGAAAACUUAUAAAGUUACAGGAACAGAGACACCUUUGUGGGUCAAAAUUGUGAGUGCUGGAGCAGGGGCAUGUAUUGCCGAGAUAUUUACUAUCCAGUUUGAUACCGCCAAAGUCAGACUGCAGGUUCAGAGUAUGCAAGAUGGACCUAUGAAAUACAAAGGUGUAUGGAGUACCCUUAGGACCAUGGCAAAAGAGGAAGGUGUAAAAGGUCUAUACAGAGGGCUAACCCCUGCCCUACAUCGCCAGCUCGGCUUUUCCACCAUAAAACUGGGAUGUUAUGACAGCACAAAACACUUCUACACAGACUUACUCUACCAUGAUAAAGAGAUGCUUGCUCAUGUUCCUGUAAGUAUUCGGAUCCUGGCUGGAGUAACAACAGGCGUCCUAGCUGUAGGCUUCGCACAGCCUACAGAAGUUGUCAAAGUUCGUAUGCAAGCCCAGUUUGGGGCGAACAAGGGAAGAUACUCUGGCACAAUGCAAGCUUACAGACAUAUCUUCACCACUGAAGGGAUUAAAGGACUUUGGCGUGGAUGUGUCCCAAACAUGACAAGGAAUGGGAUCAUUAACAUAUCAGAGGUCGUGACCUAUGAUAUAUUUAAUGAGUGGAUCAUUAGGAAUCGACUACUUGAGGAUGGGAUGCCAUGUCACUUGGUGUCAGCCAUAGCUGCUGGGUUCUGUGCUACUGUUGUUUCUUCACCAGUGGAUGUAGUCAAGACCCGCUAUAUGAACUCUAUCAAAUCUCAGUAUAACAACAUACUUCACUGUAUUAUGUCACUCUGGAAAAAACAUGGCUUCUUUGGAUUUUACAAGGGAUUUUAUCCAGCGCUUGUGAGACUUGGGACUUGGAAUACAUUUACAUUUCUAAGCUAUGAAAAAAUAAAGCUGCUUCUCCAUCCAAAUCCGUUAUCUUACACACUGAUACCAGCUCAGAAUGUGAACAAGGCAGGACAUCUAGAUAGAAAACACAGAUGAUGAAGGGACUCGUAUUGAGUACAUGAUAUUAUUUACACAAGAGUACAGUACAGUAACUUAAUAUGUGAUAUAUAUGUGAUGUCCCUCACACAACAGAAUUUUAACAUUUUAAAACUUAAUUUCAUUGUGCAAAUUCUAGUCUUUGACCUGUAUAUGGAGGUUAUACUGUACAUAUGUACAUGUAUGCUUUCUCAGGGUGCAUAUGAUUGUGUUGAACACUCUAAAUGCCUUAAAAGGAACAGGUCUGUUCCACCUGGUGCUAUUAGUUAGUGAAAUUAGUUAAAUUCCAAAUGCUAUUAUUUUUGUGAACAGAUUAUAGUUUGUUCAUGCAAUAUUAUAUAUUGUAACUAAUUUUAUGGAUGACUUGGAGGUUUGUUUUUACUUGCAAUUUCCUUAAGCAUGUUAAGAGAAACAAUUGAUAUGCUAAGUUCUAAUGAGGCUGCAGCAUGCAUUUCUUGCAAACAAAUACAUGUACAAUGUAUGUAUACUGAUACAAUUAUUAUCUGAGGUAUCAUCCUCACAUUUUACUUUACAUCUCUUAAUACCCACAAAGUACAGAUAUGCCAGGUUUUCCUCACUUAAUGGUUCAAUCAAUAACCUAUUAAUUCAUUUCUAACCUUUCAAGAGAAAUCCUCUAAUUCAAUUCUACAUGACAUUGUAGUAUAUCGAGACAACAGGAUAAUUAUUCAAUGUCUAACAAGGAUUUAACAUAAUCCUGUAUAAAAUGGUUUUGAAAUUGUCAUAUUGAAACCAUAAUGUCCCAUGAUAUUUUGUUAUAAGGAAUUCAGCAUUUAUCUGAUAUUUUUCUUAAUGUGGUUAUGCACUCGUGACUAUAACAGUGAAUAAGAAAGUGAGGGUCAAUGAAUAGAAUAUAUAUAAAUAGUGGGCCAAAAAAGAAUUCAGAUAUUAUUAAGCUUCUUUAAUUCUCAUCCAUUUUGAUAUUAGAACAUAUAGUUUUGGAAAGGGAUAUUCUAUAGAAUUUUAUCACACUGUGAAUUUAUUUGUGGUUAUGGGAAUUAUUAUACAAUAUAAUAAUAUGCCUUAUUAAAAGUGUGACUUUGUACAUUGUAUUUAUAACAAGCAUGUGCCAUAUACUUUUGUACUCUUGCUAUUGAUGUUGACAUUAUUUGAAAUCCAGAGUGUUUAAUUAUUAACUUGACCACUUGAAUAAUAAUAUAAAAAAAAUUGAUUUUGAGAAAUUUUUCUUCAAUAGAUGGAUUCUGUGCCUAUUACAUGUAUCUAUCGUAUACAUGUAACAGAGCUACUUGAAUUUCAAAAUACUCUGUUUUUAAUUUUAUCGUUUCCUAUUUAUUUUUCCAUUGAAAAGUUUAGAUCUAUUUUAAUUUUAGAUGGAUUAUAGAGAAGCGUAUUUGUUAUACUAUUUUCAUAUUAAUAAAUUUUUAUAAAUGUUCAACUUGUUAAUAAAAUAAAUGCUAACAAGUUUUUUU
Molecule: messenger RNA, 2856 nt
Organism: Saccostrea cuccullata (small rock oyster)
Lineage: Eukaryota; Metazoa; Mollusca; Bivalvia; Ostreida; Ostreidae
Product: dicarboxylate carrier SLC25A8-like
Exons: 6
Coding region: 398-1408 (336 amino acids)
Biological process (GO): response to cold; mitochondrial transmembrane transport; adaptive thermogenesis
Molecular function (GO): oxidative phosphorylation uncoupler activity
Source: RefSeq, a predicted model, not a curated record